Messenger RNA from Choloepus didactylus (southern two-toed sloth), 507 nucleotides. RefSeq names its product chromosome 23 C22orf24 homolog (gene YWHAH-AS1). Lineage: Eukaryota; Metazoa; Chordata; Mammalia; Pilosa; Megalonychidae. The record is from RefSeq and is a predicted model, not a curated record.
UGUAAAAUGGGUGGCUACUCUAGAAGAUGGCAGAGUUCUUUUUUUUUUGCCAGCUCUUAAGGUCUAGGACAUUUCACCACUGUGAGGUCAACAAACAAUGGCAUGACAACUCAAGAGGAUGCAAGUGGGAUGUUUCAAAGGACAAGUAUUUGGAUUGUGUCAUUACAUGGAAGCAUGAUUCCACAGCAGCAGGCCACAGGGCAGCAUUUUGGGGUUUGCCACUCCACCUCGAUCCAUCUGCACUGCGACAGUUUCUCCCUCUCCUCUGCCAUGCAAGGAUGUUGCCCAUAUCCCCAGAGCCUAGCACUGUACUUGGCAUGCAGCCGGCGCUCAAUAAAUACUUGCUGAAUGUCUGAAUGCUUCGUGCCAGUGCUGGGUUGCCACUCGGCCCCAAGGGAGUCAGGGAGAUCAGAGGAAAGCUUUUGGCAUCCUGCCACGCCUUACAUUAGCAGCAUCUUCUCCGAGUCCCGACAGCCAGCCCCCUGGGACGCCAUUGGAGCCAGCUGA